This is a messenger RNA of Entelurus aequoreus (snake pipefish), 1931 nucleotides long. Its product is annotated as transient receptor potential cation channel subfamily M member 7-like. The transcript has 9 exons. Gene Ontology annotation, biological process: monoatomic cation transmembrane transport; calcium ion transport; monoatomic cation homeostasis. The coding region runs from base 365 to 1540 and encodes 391 amino acids. The record is from RefSeq and is a predicted model, not a curated record. Gene Ontology annotation, molecular function: calcium channel activity. NCBI's taxonomy places the organism in Eukaryota, Metazoa, Chordata, Actinopteri, Syngnathiformes, Syngnathidae.
AGGAAUGAAAUUGUAAAGCGGGAAGGACACAGGUAUCUUGCCCAUCACUGAGCGUCUGAGGAAGAUGAAGGUGGAGAUGAGGAAGGUGCACGCCACGCUGCAGGAUGGCAUGGUGGGGAGUUGGACACCUCCAAAUGCGUCCACAGUGUUUGAUGGCAACACAACAUAUUGACUCGAUCGUCUGUGUGGGAACAUUCAUUCUGACUUUCCAAAGAAGAAUAUAUGGAGCCAUCCAACGACGAAUGACCUAAUCGGCAGAGACAUCAUCGCUCCGUAUCAGACGCUACUCAACCCUCUCAGCAAACUCAACAUUCUCAACAACCUCCACUCACAUUUUCUCCUGGUGGACGACUGCACGGUGGGCAUGUACGGCGCGGAGGUACAACUGCGACGGGACCUAGAGAAGCACAUCAACCUCCAAAGAAUACAUGCGCGUAUUGGUCAAGGUGUUCCUGUAGUGGCACUCAUCUUCGAGGGCGGUCCCAAUGUGAUCUUGACCGUGCUUGAUUACCUUCAGGAAAGCCCUCCUGUCCCGGUGGUGGUGUGUGAGGGAACGGGCCGAGCUGCUGACAUACUGGCGUAUGUCCACAAGCAGACCGAGGAGGGAGGCGGUCUUCCAGAUGGCGUGGAGGCAGACAUCAUUGCAACCAUCAAGAAAACCUUCAACUUCAGCCAGAGUGACGCCAUCCAUCUUUUUCAGACUUUGAUGGACUGCAUGAAGAGGAAAGAAUUGAUCACUGUGUUUCACAUCAGCUCAGAAGAGAGCCAGGACAUUGACGUUGCCAUCCUGAAGGCCUUACUCCAAGGUACAAACGCGUCUGCCUUCGAUCAGCUGGUCCUGACUCUAGCCUGGGACCGUGUGGACAUUGCCAAAAAUUAUGUGUUUGUGUACGGACAGCAGCUUUUGGUUAGCUCUUUGGAACAAGCCAUGCUCGACGCACUCGUCAUGGACAGAGUGGACUUUGUCAAGUUACUAAUUGAAAACGGCAUCAGCAUGCACCGCUUCCUGACAAUCAGUCGACUGGAAGAGCUUUACAACACGAAACAACCUCCUAACAAUCCAACUCUUCUUCACCUGGUUAGAGAUGUUAAGCAGAGUCACCUGCCUCCAAAUUACAAGAUCACCUUGAUUGAUGUCGGCCUGAUUAUUGAGUACCUGAUGGGUGGGACCUACACCAGGAAACGCUUUAGAAUCAUUUACAACAAUCUCCAUGGCAACAGUCGGAGGUCUGGGCGCCACCCAACCGGUCCGGGCUCUCAUUUGAGGAAAAGUCAUGAGUCAUUCAGCAUGCAGGCCGAUAAAAAGGAGAAGACGAGGCACAACCAUUUCAUCAAGACUGCACAGCCUUACAAACCCAAGCUGGAGUCCCCCAAAGAGCAGAACAAAAAGCGGGUCAAAGAAGAGAUCGUGGACAUCGACGACACCAGAGCCUUGGCCAUGUUUUCCUCGCCAUGCUGCCAGAAGAACAGCGACAUUUUCUGCCGUUUCAAGAGUACGGCCCACACCAGCAGUUCAUUGAAUGAGAGCUCUCAACGCUGAGUUGAGCGUCCUCAAUGGUGAAUUGAAGUUUCUGAAGGCAGAACGGGCCCAUCAAAUAGAGCUGGCCCAACUCAAGGCACAGUUGGGAGGAGGUGGCCCGCCGCCGCCUUCUCCUGGAGAUGAUACCAGCCAGGAUGACAUGUACAUGGAACACCAAAGCCCGCUGCCUUCUCAACGUCCUAGAGAUUGUGGCAAUGAAGGUACCAGCCAUGACCCGGACAUGCCACCAGCCAAAAAGACAAAAAAAUAAAAAGGACUUUCAACUCACAUUGGCCGAAUUGGUGCCACACCAGAGAGAAGCAGUGGAGGCCAAAAUGCGUGGAAUGGCAUAUAAGAGCGAAGAGUUUGCUCUUAAAACUGCCAAAAAGAAGAACAGAGCGGAGAUGGCUUC